AUCUGUCCUGUCGGAGGCAGUUUUGGCCAACCAAGAUCGUUGACAACACCGUUGGAAUCGCAACCUCAUCUUUCUUGUUCCCUUCCUGCUGUUGAGUGUAUCCUCGUCUACCCCUCCGACGUGGAUAGACCCAUCCUGUUUGACCGUAAGAGCAGUAAAAGCAGCAAGAAUGCCAUCUACGAGUCCCAAAAAGAGAAAGGCAACGCCGUCUUCCUCCACGAAAAAGAAAAAGGCAAAAUCCACCAAAGCUGCUGCGUCGGCUACUACUAGUAUUAAUGCUACCCAAAGUAAUGCUACAAAAACAGUGACAAUCCACGUGAACAAGCCAGAUGCCACAGUGGAUCCCAUUCUCGUUUCGUUUCCCGGUGGUGUUCCCACAGAGUCUCCUCCGUUAUUGCAAUGGAGUCAAAAAGAUUCCAAGAAUCCUGCGGGACGGACCAUUCGCGGUCAAAACAAUCAAGGGAUCCUCUACACGGCAUCUAGCAAUGGCAUUGCCUUUGACGAACGCAGUACCAAACUCGCCGUUGGUGUCUACGACCGUCACACGGGCACUCUGACCAUUCAUCAAACGGCAUCACGAGGAACUGUGUAUAGUCUCCAACAACAUUUGCUGGCAUACAAGGAAUCACUGCAACCGGAAAUGACGGAUGACGGACAAGUCUACUCGACGACGCAAAAACUAUUUGACGAUUUCGGAUCGGCCAAAAAGCAGCGCGUCCUCAAAUCACAAGCCGCCAAUCGCGUCAAUGUCGAUACCGUCAUUGGAUCGGGGAUUGCACAACCGACAACACAAAUGAGCGAGUCCAAUCGCAAGGCCGUCGAACAUGCCAAACAAAAUCCAGACAGUAGUGUUCCAUCCGUCUUGUCGGCCAUUGAAAUCGCACACGAAAAAGCUCGCAAGGAACUAUUGCCACCCUUUGAUAUGACACAGGCCGAUCAACCCUGUGCCGUAUUUCAAUUCCAUCAGAGUGUCACACCGGAAGCCUGGGCUACUAUUGGUGCCACCAUUAAUACGUGUCUUCAACACAACAAAAAGAAUUUUGUACAAGAAUUGACACGCGGGAAACCACGCAUGGCACCCGAUGGCAGUGGCAUGAUGGCGGUUUGGCCACCCGAAAAACGAGGAUGGUCCCAAACUAUUUUGGAUACGCUCCAAAAGGCACCCAUUUCACAAGCGCGCACCGAAGAUGCCAAUGUCGCCAAAACUCCCGCAUCGGCCAAAUAUGAACUCCGGUGUAUUCUACUCUUGCAUUACAUGAUUCGAUUCUAUACGCAAUUCCACAGAUCCGUUCCCAAAGGACGUCGCGCAUUGGCCGUGGAACCCAUUAACGAAGGCUAUUCCAAAUGGUACGGCAUUCCCAAUGUCGUCGCCCAACCGCUGUUGGAUCAGUUUGCCACGGAACAGGCCGACGCCCGCAAGUUUCGAAACAAAACCAAUCUCCCAGGAAUGGUCAUGUCACCCACCGACAAUGACAAGUGUUUGGUGCACAUUCUGUUGCUCUACGUGCGAGCACGCGGUGGAGCCGCCAUGAAAUUGGACGAUUUGGUGCCCCUGCUCGAAGAAUUUGCGAUUGACCAAACCAAGGCGACACAACUCUUGCGAACGGCGGGAUGUACCAUUGUGCCGCAGGGCCGCAAAAUUCGAGUCGUCUUGACCGCGCCCGUGACAUUUCCCAAACCCAAGCGUAUGGGAGGAAAUAAGGCCAAGCGAUAAUAAUAAGCGGCUAAUACUUGUGUAUGGAUGAUUCGAUUCGUGUCAUGUGCGUGUGUUUUCUGGUGACGAAGUGACGAAGGACUCUACUAGCUCGUUUUGUAUCUAGCUAGCUAAUGUUGGUUAGUUAGAGGUAAAUGUACCCGUA
Seminavis robusta is the source of this 1859-nucleotide messenger RNA. The record is from the annotation of a GenBank genome assembly. NCBI's taxonomy places the organism in Eukaryota, Bacillariophyta, Bacillariophyceae, Naviculales, Naviculaceae.